GGGAGGGGGUCCCCUCCUGGUCCCUCCUCUAGGGGCAGCCGGGCGCAGGGAGGGGCUGCACGUCCAGAGCCCGCCUGUGGCCUCCCCUGCCCCGGAGUGUGGGGUCCCCCACCUCUGCUCCCCCUCUGGUCGAGGGUCCCCGCACACCGCCUCCCCCGCCCCUCCCCUGCACCCGUGACUGCGGGCCCAGCGCCCCGUCUGACGUGCACCUGGGGUUUGGGGCCGUGCGGAGUGGCGUGGGUGCUGGCAGCCCGGGCUCCACACUGUGUUCCUGCAGCGAGGACGCUGUGACCCUGAGCCGGGGGACUGAGCAGGGACAGGCUUCCUGUCUGGGGCGUGCUGCCUCCUCCAGGCGGCUGGGCAGGGGCUGCGGGCUCACUCGGAAGGGGGGGCGUGGGGGUGCAGAGUAGGGGGGCAGUCUCGGGGAUCAGAAGGCAAAGACCAGGAACCCAGUCAGCACCCCUUCCCCCACUCCCUGGCCGCCCACCCCAGGCGGGGACCCAGUUGCCGCCUCCUUGGUGUGCAAGGUCUGAGGAAGGCCCUGCCUUGUGCAGCCCCCACCCCCCAGCCCCUGCACCCGGUGUCCCUUCUGCCAGUCCCUAGCAGAGAGGCGGAGCCGCCAGCCCCAGGGCGGGCACUGCGGGAGGGCGGCCCAUAAAGAGGCGGGUUGAGUGGGCAGCGUGCGGAGUGGUGGGUAUGGGGCUGCUGGGCGCGUCGGGCGCGGCCCUCACCCUGCUGGCGGCCCUAGCGGGCCGGUCCUGGUGGCUCCCGAGGGCCGGCGCCCAGGUCUUGAAGAGCUUCCAGGAGGACCAGUUCCAGGGCCACUGGUUCGUCCUGGGGCUGGCGGGCAACUCCAACAGCAGGGCGGACAGGUCCCUCCUGAGCCCUUUCACGGCCACGUUCGAGCGAAGCGGGAAGCGUGACCUUGAAGUGUCCUACGCCAUGAACCGGGGUACCCGCUGCAUCACCUGGUCUUACCUGCUGACCCCCAUGACCCAGCCCGGGCAGUUCUCCGUGGACAAUGGCAGGGAGCCCGGGGCCCCAGUCGAGGAGCUGCAGGUGCAUGACACGGACUACACCAACUUCGCCCUGAUGGUGUCCAAGCGGCAGUCCGGCAGCCGGAGCAUCCUCAGGGUCUACCUGCUGUGCAGAAUGUGGGCGGUGGAGGCCAAGGCCCUGGAAGGGUUCGCCUGCCUGCUCAAAGCCCAGGGCCUCUCGGAGGACAACGUGGUCUUUCCAGACUCAGCAGACUGGUCAUCCCACCUGAGUUCGUGCUGACGGAAGGAGUGGCCCCAGCCAGGCCCCGUCACUGCCCGGCACUCGCCCUCAGCGGGGGUCACAGGGCCCCACCCACCAUGAGUGACCUCAGUGGCCGUGGACCAUUUCCUCCCGGCGUGGCCUGGGCCCCAGGGCAGCAGAGGACACCCGUCUCCUGGGAGGACCGCCGCCGGAGGGCUCGCGGUGACCGCUGGCCCUGCACUGCGGGCACUGGGUGGCCGUGUCCCACCGCGCCUCCUGGCCGCCUCCUUAGGGCUGAAU
This is a messenger RNA of Phyllostomus discolor (pale spear-nosed bat), 1539 nucleotides long. RefSeq names its product lipocalin 12 (gene LCN12). Gene Ontology annotation, molecular function: small molecule binding. The transcript is spliced from 6 exons. Bases 697 to 1278 code for a protein of 193 amino acids. The record is from RefSeq and is a predicted model, not a curated record. Lineage: Eukaryota; Metazoa; Chordata; Mammalia; Chiroptera; Phyllostomidae.